Molecule: messenger RNA, 849 nt
Organism: Symbiodinium pilosum
Lineage: Eukaryota; Dinophyceae; Suessiales; Symbiodiniaceae
Source: the annotation of a GenBank genome assembly
AUGCCGGCACAAGUGGGAAAGUUUGAGUGGUGCUACGCCUCUGGUGAAGAUGACAGUGAAGAGAUCAAGGUCUUCGUGCCGGUUGAUGAGGCCAUAAAGGCCAAGGAUUGCGAAGUGAAAAUCACAAAAAAGCUGCUCAAGGUGGGCCUGAAAGGCCAGGAACCCAUCAUAGAUGACACCUUGUGGAAGGAGGUGGAUGCAGAAGAGUCGAGCUGGGAGAUGGAGAAGGAUAGCAAGGGGAGGCGAUGUAUUGUGCUCUCGCUCAUGAAGAAGAGCAAGUGGGACAGAUGGGAAUAUCUCGUCAGAUGUGAAGAUGUUCCGCCGGACACCACCAUCACCAACAAGGUCUUUAUGGACAUCUCCCUUGAUGGGAAUAAGUUGGGCCGAAUUGUCAUGGGACUCUAUGGCAAGCAGGUCCCGAAGACAGCUGACAACUUCAGAGCCCUUUGCACGGGCGAGAAGGGUGAAGGGAAGGCUGGCAAACCUUUGCAUUACAAGGGUUGCAGCUUCCAUCGCAUUAUCCCGAGAUUCAUGUGCCAGGGUGGGGACUUCACCCACGGCAACGGUACCGGCGGCGAGUCAAUCUACGGAGAGAAGUUCGCCGACGAGAAUUUCCGUGUGAAACACACGAAGCCAGGUCUGCUGAGCAUGGCCAACGCCGGCCCGGGCACAAAUGGUAGCCAGUUCUUCCUGACCGUCAAGGAAACCCCGCACCUGGAUGGCAAGCAUGUCGUUUUUGGGGAGGUGCUUGAAGGCUAUGACGAGGUGGUGAAAAAGAUGGAGGAGGUCGGGCAGACAUCAGGGACCCCCUCGAAGAAGGUCCUGAUUGAGGACUGCGGGGAACUCUGA